AACUUUCGUGCCACCCAGAAACCCUAGAGCUCUGAAAGUGGCGUCAUGCAUAUAAAAUGUAGUGGCCAUCCAAGAGGCCGCGGGAGAGACGCCGAAGUUCAUCAGCAAUGUCGAAGCGAGGAAGGGGAGGAUCCGCCGGGAACAAAUUCCGGAUGUCACUGGGUCUUCCAGUGGCUGCUACUGUCAACUGUGCAGACAACACAGGAGCUAAGAAUCUAUACAUCAUUUCAGUGAAGGGGAUCAAAGGUCGCCUCAAUAGGUUGCCAUCCGCAUGUGUCGGCGAUAUGGUUAUGGCCACCGUCAAGAAGGGCAAGCCUGAUCUCAGGAAGAAGGUCUUGCCUGCUGUUAUUGUUAGGCAGCGCAAGCCAUGGCGCCGAAAGGACGGUGUCUUCAUGUAUUUCGAAGAUAACGCUGGUGUUAUUGUCAAUCCUAAGGGUGAAAUGAAAGGUUCGGCUAUUACCGGCCCCAUCGGGAAGGAAUGCGCUGAUCUGUGGCCAAGAAUUGCUAGUGCUGCUAAUGCUAUUGUGUGAGAAUCAUUAUAGGUUGUACGAUGUUUUAGGAGUGAAAUUUUGCAAUUUUCCUUCCAGGGUCUAUUUUGUUUCCUUGGGUUUGCCUCUGCUAUGUUAGACACACACAGAUGCAAGCUUAGGUUUGAGGUUUCUUAAUCUAAAUGGAUCACUCGAAUUGCUGUUGAACGUUUUGCCAGUUCUAUAGAUACGAAGGACUCCUGUUUUUUUUA
This is a messenger RNA of Cucurbita maxima (winter squash), 739 nucleotides long. Its product is annotated as 60S ribosomal protein L23. NCBI's taxonomy places the organism in Eukaryota, Viridiplantae, Streptophyta, Magnoliopsida, Cucurbitales, Cucurbitaceae. The record is from RefSeq and is a predicted model, not a curated record. Gene Ontology annotation, molecular function: large ribosomal subunit rRNA binding; structural constituent of ribosome. Gene Ontology annotation, biological process: translation. Bases 108 to 530 code for a protein of 140 amino acids. Gene Ontology annotation, cellular component: ribosome; cytosolic large ribosomal subunit. The transcript is spliced from 4 exons.